This is a messenger RNA of Physella acuta, 1356 nucleotides long. RefSeq lists its product as uncharacterized. The record is from RefSeq and is a predicted model, not a curated record. Lineage: Eukaryota; Metazoa; Mollusca; Gastropoda; Physidae.
AUGGGCACGAACGUCAAUGUGAACGUCAAUGUGAACGUCAUCAUCAACGUCAAUGCGAACGUCAACUUGAACGUCAAUGUGAAUGUCAAUGUGAACGUCAAUGUGAACGUCAACAUCAACGUCAAUGUGAACGUCAAUGUGAACGUCUACAUCAAUGUGAACGUCAAUGUGAACGUCAACAUCAACGUCAAUGUGAACGUCAAUGUGAACGUCAAUGUGAACGUCAUCAUCAACGUCAAUGUGAACGUCAAUGUGAACGUCAAUGUGAACGUCAACAUCAACGUCAAUGUGAACGUCAAUAGGAACGUCAAUGUGAAUGUCAAUGUGAACGUCAAUGUGAACGUCAAUGUGAACAUCAACGACAAUGUGAACGUCUACAUCAAUGUGAACGUCAAUGUGAACGUCAACAUCAACGUCAAUGUGAACGUCAAUGUGAACGUCAAUGUGAACGUCAACAUCAACGUCAAUGUGAACGUCAAUAGGAACGUCAAUGUGAAUGUCAAUGUGAACGUCAAUGUGAACGUCAAUGUGAACGUCAACAUCAACGUCAAUGUGAACGUCAAUGUGAACGUCAAUGUGAACGUCUACAUCAAUGUGAACGUCAAUGUGAACGUCAACAUCAACGUCAAUGUGAACGUCAAUGUGAACGUCAAUGUGAACGUCAACGACAAUGUGAACGUCAAUGUGAACGUCAACGACAAUGUGAACGUCAAUGUGAACGUCUACAUCAAUGUGAACGUCAAUGUGAACGUCAACAUCAACGUCAAUGUGAACGUCAAUGUGAACGUCUACAUCAAUGUGAACGUCAAUGUGAACGUCAACAUCAACGUCAAUGUGAACGUCAAUGUGAACGUCAAUGUGAACGUCAUCAUCAACGUCAAAUGUAAACGUCAUCAUCAACGUCAAUGUGAACGUCAAUGUGAACGUCAUCAUCAACGUCAAAUUGUGAACGUCAACAUCAACGUCAAUGUGAACGUCAAUGUGAACGUCAUCAUCAACGUCAAUGUGAACGUCAACAUCAAUAUCAAUGUGAACGUCAUUGUGAACGUCAUCAUCAAAGUCAAUGUGAACGUCAACAUCAACAUCAAUGUGAACGUCAAUGUGAACGUCAACAUCAACGUCAAUGUGAACGUCAGUGUGAACGUCAACAUCAACGUCAAUGUGAACGUCAACAUCAACGUUAAUGUGAACGUCAGUGUGAACGUCAACAUCAAUGUGAACGUCAGUGUGAACGUCAACAUCAACGUCAAUGUGAACGUCAAUGUGAACGUCAACAUUAACGUCAAUGUAUACCUCAACGUGAACAAAGACGUUAAGGUUAACAAACACAAAAACAAAGAUUCUUUCUUUGUCUAA